Pomacea canaliculata is the source of this 1589-nucleotide messenger RNA. RefSeq names its product transmembrane protein 199-like. The record is from RefSeq and is a predicted model, not a curated record. Gene Ontology annotation, cellular component: endomembrane system. The transcript has 6 exons. Lineage: Eukaryota; Metazoa; Mollusca; Gastropoda; Architaenioglossa; Ampullariidae. Bases 32 to 622 code for a protein of 196 amino acids. Gene Ontology annotation, biological process: vacuolar proton-transporting V-type ATPase complex assembly.
UUUGUGCACAAGGGGAGAUAAUUUGUACACAAUGGAAGGCAUUGAGAAGGCGGUUCCUUCCGUGGAACUUACAGAAAAACUCCAGCGUCUUUUCAAAGAAGCUGAGAAAAGUAUAAAAUUAGACGAAAAAACAAAAAAAGAACUAAAAUAUUAUUUACACGCGAAAACUGGCGCUCCUGUCUCUUUUCGAGUUAUCCGCAGUGUCCUUUCUGCAUUGAAUGAUGAGGGAAAAAAUAUCUAUCUUCAUGAGAUGCUUGCUGACAGUGAUCUUGUUUUACCAGGUGUUAAGCUUCCGCCCAGAGAUCCAGAACUUGAAGCAAGAAUUCAAAGACUGAAAGCACUGGAAGCUAACCGUGAAUAUCAAAGAAUGACACAAAAUGUUGAUGUCAGUAGACAUGAAGAAAUAACCUUCAGGGAGGAUGUUAAAAGUAUGAACCGGCAGCUGAUUGCAGUUUUCAACUUCUUGGUUACUGUGGGAGGAGCCUUUGCCUUUGGAUACAAAGGUGUUGAAGUUGCAUUUGGCAGCAAGAUGUUUCCUUUGCAAAUGAUGUGUGGUCUUCUCCUUGGAACUGUGGUGUUCUUUGCGGACCUCUACUUUCUUAUCAAGUUUAACCCUGUGUAGCAGGCAGAGAGUUCCACAGCAGUGCAUUUCUACUAUGUGCAUAGUUCUGAAAAUAGAUGUGCUGAAGUGUGCUCAUCAAAGAAAAUUCCAGGCAGGAAAUGGGCUAAAAGACGAGCAAAUUUUUCACCUGGAGCAAUUUAAUCUGUUGCAUAUGUACUUAGAUUUAAGAACAAAAUUUUGUGUAGAUGAUAUUUGCAGCAUAAGUUCUACCAGAGAACAAACCAAGACAGAGGUGAUGAAGAUGCUUAAAAAUAAAAGGAAAAAAAAGUGAUUGCACUCAGAGAUCUGAUCCUUGCAGAUAAAAAGACGAGAAAUCAUUCCAUUGUUCAAGAACUUAGAGUUAAUGUUUUUGAAAAUAUUUAAACAAUGCAUUAACCCUUUCUUGCUUCAGAUUAUUAUACUUAAUCACAAUAACCUCUCAUAAUCAUUUAAAAAUAAGUUAAAUUACCAUUUACAAUGUACUGUGUGCAUGUGUCUGAAAUAAAAGUAACCCAUGCUUAUAGUAAGCAAGGUAAACAAAAUGUACCCUCAGUGUGCAUCAGGGGUGGGGAUUGUCUGCAAAAUUAUUUUAUAUGGCCAAGCCAGGCAACUGCAGGCAAGACUUGAAGUUCAGCAAAUCAUACAAUGUAAAUUCAUUAAACAUAAACCAUAAUAAUAAUGUAAAUUUUGAGGGAUAAGCAAAGAAUGUCCACUAUGGGAUGGACAGGAUGCAUACGAAUAUAUGAUGGGACAGACAUGUUUCAUGUGAGCUGCCUGCAGCCUACUUGGAUAACUUUGCAGAAUUAUAUGUGCAUGUGACCUUCACCCCAAGAUGAUGGUAGACUACUUCCAGUUUGAUGUCAGGUUCUUAUUGUAUGUAGUGUUUUUCGACUGUGUUGGUUCUUACAAUUAACAAAUGAUUGUCUACAUGGCGGUGUACCUCAGUGUAUAUAAUAUGCAGUUGAAAAAGAUAUCACUUGCAAAAAUU